Molecule: messenger RNA, 1354 nt
Organism: Ceratotherium simum simum (southern white rhinoceros)
Lineage: Eukaryota; Metazoa; Chordata; Mammalia; Perissodactyla; Rhinocerotidae
Source: RefSeq, a predicted model, not a curated record
GAGAACAGGGGACUGAUGAUGUGGCGACCAUCACUUCUGCUGCUGCUGUUGCUGCUCAGGCGCGGAGCCCAGGGGAAGCCGUCCCCUGACGCCGGACCUCACGGGCAGGGGAGGGUGCACCAGGCGGCCCCCCUGAGCGAGGCCCCUCAUGAUGACGCCCAUGGGAACUUCCAGUACGACCAUGAGGCUUUUCUGGGACGAGAAGUGGCCAAGGAAUUUGACCAACUCAGCCCCGAGGAAAGCCGAACCCGUCUGGGGCGCAUCGUGGACCGCAUGGACCGCGCGGGGGACGGGGACGGCUGGGUGUCGCUGGCCGAGCUCCGCGCGUGGAUCGCGCACACGCAGCAGCGGCACAUACGGGACUCGGUGAGCGCGGCCUGGGACACGUACGACACGGACCGCGACGGGCGUGUGGGUUGGGAGGAGCUGCGCAACGCCACCUAUGGCCACUACGAGCCCGGGGAAGAAUUUCACGACCUGGAGGACGCCGAGACCUACAAGAAGAUGCUGGCGCGGGAUGAGCGGCGGUUCCGGGUGGCCGACCAGGACGGGGACUCGAUGGCCACCCGGGAGGAACUGACGGCCUUCUUGCACCCCGAGGAGUUCCCUCACAUGCGGGACAUCGUGAUUGCUGAAACCCUGGAGGACCUGGACAAGAACAGAGAUGGCUACGUGCAGGUAGAGGAGUACAUCGCGGACCUGUACUCCGCGGAGCCCGGGGAGGAGGAGCCCGCCUGGGUGCAGACGGAGCGGGAGCAGUUCCGGGACUUCCGGGACCUGAACAAGGACGGGCGGCUGGACGGGGGUGAGGUGGGCCACUGGGUGCUGCCCCCCUCCCAGGACCAGCCUCUGGUGGAGGCCAACCACUUGCUGCACGAGAGCGACACGGACAAGGACGGGCGUCUGAGCAAAGCCGAGAUCCUGAGCAACUGGAACAUGUUCGUGGGCAGCCAGGCCACCAACUACGGCGAGGACCUGACGCGUCACCAUGACGAGCUCUGAGCCCCUGCGCGCCCACGACAGCCUUGUCGCCCCGUGGGAUGACCCGAGGAGGGGCCCCCAACCGCGGCCCUGUCCGGCUCUGCAGGAUGCUGACACAGCCCCCGUGUCCCCCUGCCCUUGGGCUCUCAGGGACCCACUGGGUCAACUUCUCUCCCUGAGACACCACAGCCCCUCCCAGCCCGCCCCAGGGGCUCUCACAGACCCCGAGGGUGAGAAACCACCCAUUUCUCACUGGCAGAAUCUUCCAGCCCAGGCCAGGGACUCCUACCCCAAGCUCAGCCUCCAAGAGCCUCCACUAACCACCCCAGCUCCAGAUCUGAGCUUCAAGUCGCACAGACGAGAAACACUCCCC